This is a messenger RNA of Ochotona curzoniae (black-lipped pika), 3551 nucleotides long. RefSeq names its product protoheme IX farnesyltransferase, mitochondrial. The transcript has 6 exons. The record is from RefSeq and is a predicted model, not a curated record. The coding region runs from base 239 to 1648 and encodes 469 amino acids. Gene Ontology annotation, biological process: heme biosynthetic process. Gene Ontology annotation, cellular component: mitochondrion; mitochondrial membrane. Gene Ontology annotation, molecular function: protoheme IX farnesyltransferase activity. Lineage: Eukaryota; Metazoa; Chordata; Mammalia; Lagomorpha; Ochotonidae.
CAUAGUUCAAUUUACUGCUACAUAUUAAAAAGGAAAAAAAAUUGUACUUUUCACUUUCCACUUUCUAAAAAAGUUUCAGAACUCAUUUGAAAGACUCAUCUGAAGAAGGGUGUGUGCAGUGCGUAAUCAUGUUAGCACUUGAUACGGUAAAAGCAAAAUGACCCCAGAAUGACAGAUUUCUUCUGUCUUUGUGAAGAAUUACACUUAAACUGCACACUUGCUGUUAGAUCGCCUUUCUAUGCAAAUCCGCGUGAGGUCAUUCUUGCAAAACUCUGAGCGGCAAUGCAUGGGUCAGGACAGUCAUUGUCACGCCCGUUCCUCUUCUCUCCCUCUUGCAGGUUGGGUGGGAGGAUGCCUGCUGUCUCUGGAAGGAAGAGUUCUCCGAGACUCCCCUGACAGGUUCCUGCACCUGUUCAGAAGUGUCAACAGGCAGCGAGUUUCAUUUCAGCACUUCGCCUUCCUCAAGCGCACGUACAUCACACAACUGAACAGGAGCCUUAACCAGCAAGUAAAACCAAAGCCAGAGCCAGAGGCCUCCCCCUUCCUCGAAAAAGCAUCUCCCAGCCAACCCAAUGCAGAUAUCUGUGAGAUGAGACCCCUCGCGGCGCCGAGUCUGUCUGUGUCCAGAAGGCCAAAGGGGAAGGAGUUGAUCGAAACAGAGCCUGACUUGCCAUGCGAAAGCACCACAGGCACGGAAGACACAAAAGAAGAAAAGCAAUGGAAAGAGAUGAAGCUGCGUGUGGAGGACCUGCCGGGAAUCUUGGCCCGACUCUCCAAGAUCAAACUCACAGCUCUGGUUGUAAGCACCACUUCAGCCGGCUACGCCUUGGCCCCAGGACCCUUCGACUUGCCCUGCUUCCUGCUCACAUCUCUGGGAACAGGCCUUGCAUCCUGCGCUGCCAACUCCAUCAACCAGUUCUUUGAGGUGCCGUUUGACUCCAACAUGAAUCGAACGAAGAACAGGCCUCUGGUCCGUGGGCAGAUCAGCCCCCUGCUCGCCGUGUCCUUUGCUGCUUGCUGUGCCGUCCCGGGAGUUGCCCUUCUGACCUGGGGGGUGAAUCCCCUCACAGGAGCCCUGGGCGUCUUCAACAUCUUCUUAUAUACCUGCUGUUACACGCCCCUGAAGAGAAUCAGCAUUGCCAACACGUGGGUCGGGGCCGUGGUCGGGGCCAUCCCCCCCGUCAUGGGCUGGACCGCAGCCACUGGCAGCCUUGACGCUGGAGCCUUUCUCCUGGGAGGGAUCCUCUACUCCUGGCAGUUUCCACAUUUCAACGCCCUGAGCUGGGGCCUCCGCGAAGACUACUCGCGGGGCGGCUACUGCAUGAUGUCCGUCACCCACCCGGGGCUGUGCCGGCGCGUGGCGCUGCGCCACUGCCUCGCCCUCAUCGCACUCUCCACCGCGGCCCCGGUGCUGGACGUCACCACUUGGACCUUCCCCGUCAUCUCCCUGCCCAUCAACCUCUACAUCUCCUACCUCGGCUUCCGCUUCUACGUGGACGCGGACCGGAAGAGCUCACGGAAGCUCUUCUUCUGCAGCCUGUGGCACCUGCCGCUGCUCCUGCUGCUGGUGCUCACGUGCAAGCGGCGGCAGCCCGCGGCCUCGGAGGGCACAGCAGGGACCACAGGCACGGGCGAGCUCCCGAGCUGAGGGCGCAUGGGCGGGUGGACUGGGAGGCCGAAACAGAGCAGCGCCGCCAAGACGCACAAUCCCUUUCCCAUUUUGCUGUGAGGCGGGAGUAGUUUGAUGUCCUUGGAGCCACAGGACAAGAAAAACGGCUGGUAAAAUUGGUGCUCGGCAAUCACUUGACAAGCUUUUUUCCCCCCCAUGGCAAUGCCGGAAAUGCCCAAAUACAAGCUGCCCGCGGGUAUACAUCUGUUACCAUCAACACACGCCCAUUUUUUUUUCUUGCUCUUCUUCACAAGAAUGUACACGCGUGCCUCUUCCUUUCCUGUCUCCUGCACACACACACGUGCAUGGAGACACAGGCAUACAUAUCCACAGAGAGAUUUUCACACGCACCCCCAACUUGCCAGUGGGGUGACAGGGUGCAGACAAGAUAAGGAGCCCUGCAUCCCCAACACACCCCCUCCCGCCCAGGUCCUCCCAAGAAGAGCAACCCCCCCCCCAGCCACCGUGACUGUGGAGUAGCUUUCUCUACUCCACGCAUAUCCCCACCUACAGACGGGACACACCCCUGGGAGGGAAUGUUCCAAACGGUUGCCCAGUGCCUUGCCAGUGCAAGUGCCAGCCCCUGGCCCCAGCAUUUCAGGAACUGCAGGAAUGGAAGGCGGUUUGUGGCUCUGAUUGCCCACGAUGGUUCCUGUGAUUCUUGCCCACCACGGGUGAUCAGCUCCGCACUGCUGAUCGGCCCAGUGCAGAAGUCACUAGCCGCCUGCCUGGCCCGCUGUAAGAGCCCAGGAGCUGGAGGAGCUGGGCUCCCCUUCAGGGAGACUUCAGUACCGAGGGGCCAAGUGCAACUUAGGGUUUCCAGAGCCCAUCACUGUCACCUGGAGGCCCUCCACCCUUCCCUCUCCUCUCCCAGAGCCCCCUGAGCCUGGGGGACUUACUUGAAACUUGGCAGGAGGCUCAAGUGACUCUCAGGCAGUGCCUGCGGCCCGGGGCGGGUGGGGGGCAGUUUGUCCAGGGAUUGAAGCAGCCUCUGUAUUACGCGUGGACAGACUACAGCGGCACAGAUCCAAGGGAUCCACGGCAAUGUUCAGAUUUUCUUUUUUCAUCCACCUUGGAAUUUAAAGUCACUGCACUACCCCCGUUCUCACACAGGUCCAGACCACUGGCAGGGUCUCCUGAUCCCUGCUUCGACUUCUCCCAGAUACUCCCUCUGGGCUGCGUCCAGGUGGCUCUUUGCCCUGAGGGAACCCAUCGCUGGAAUGUUCAACACCAACAUUCAGAUCUGUAAGAUAUGUCGGUUCAAGUUUCCCAAUAAAACGGGGUCAGAACAGCACUUCCCUGAGCCAGCCCUGUUUAUUCUGUGCUGAAUCCACACACUUCCGGGACUCUUAGCACCUUCCUGACCUGGCCAGGGGACACACAGCCUGUGGGUAGUUUUUGUUGUUUUUUUCUCAAUUUCUAUUUUUUUAAUUAAAAGAUAAAUUGUGAAGCAGAAAAUGACAGUUGUAUCUAUUUACGGGUUCCUACGCAAUGCUGUGAUACACAAAUGUGAUUCGUAACUGAAUAAAGCCAGUUGACAUAGCAGUUACUUCAAACACUUGUCUUCAUGUUGUGGCUGCGGCGUCUGAUAUUCACUGUCAGUGGCCUUCAGUGUGGUGUGCUCUGCAUAGACAGACUGUCUUGAAGCAUAAUCUCUGUCUAAGUGAAGCUUUAACCACACACACUGCCCAUCAUCAGCCUCCGUAUUUAACUUAGCCUUCUUGUUCUUGCUGCAUCUGUUUUGUUUUUUUUUUUUUUUCAAUACUGGGUAGUAUACCAUGAUGGUGUUCAAACCGUGUCUUCUCUCUUGGGUCACCAGUGGAUGAGCUGGUUCCAUACCUUAGCGAUCAUGAGUACUGUGACAAUGAACGCACGAGAGCAG